Molecule: messenger RNA, 2212 nt
Organism: Mauremys mutica (yellowpond turtle)
Lineage: Eukaryota; Metazoa; Chordata; Testudines; Geoemydidae
Gene: RNPS1
Product: RNA binding protein with serine rich domain 1
Exons: 8
Coding region: 254-1177 (307 amino acids)
Biological process (GO): mRNA splicing, via spliceosome
Cellular component (GO): nucleoplasm; cytoplasm; ASAP complex
Molecular function (GO): RNA binding
Source: RefSeq, a predicted model, not a curated record
UCCCUACCCCUUUGGCGGAUGACGCCAUCAGCGUGCGCCGUCCGGAGCGCUUCCCGCUCGGCGCGAAGGCGCGUCUAUUGAGCGCGACGCGGUCGGGGCUCGGGAGCGGUGGCAGUGGCGGGCGCCGAGGAUGCCGCUCUUUGGAGUUUAUUGCACUCGAUUAGGGAUCGUUUCUCAGAAUCAAGGAGUUAGAAGUGAGAUUUGAGAUAAGUGAGGCCCAUCCAGUGCUGCUUGGGACGCCUCAGAAGGGAAAAUGGAAUUUUCAGGAAUGAAAAAGAAGAGUUUGCUAGGAUUCAAAGAAAAUAAUAAAAAAUCCAGCACUAGGGCUCCCUCUCCAACCAAGCGCAAAGAUCGGACUGAAGACAAAUCCAAGGACAGAUCCAAGGACAAAGUGUCCACCAAGGAAUCAAGUGAAAAAGAUCGUGGUCGGGACAAAACGCGCAAAAGGCGCAGUGCUUCCAGUGGUAGCACCAGUACCAGGUCCCGCUCCAGCUCCACUUCCAGUUCAGGGUCCAGCUCCAGCACUGGUUCCAGCAGUGGGUCCAGUUCCUCCUCUGCAUCAAGCCGCUCUGGGAGCUCCAGCACAUCUCGUAGCUCCAGUUCCAGCAGUUCCUCUGGAUCCCCAAGCCCAUCUCGACGUAGACAUGACAACAGGAGACGUUCCCGCUCCAAGUCUAAGCCACCCAAGAGAGAUGAAAAGGAGCGGAAGAGACGGAGUCCAUCGCCCAGACCUACCAAAGUUCAUGUUGGGAGACUCACCAGAAAUGUGACCAAGGAUCACAUCAUGGAAAUAUUUUCCACUUAUGGGAAGAUUAAAAUGAUUGACAUGCCAGUUGACCGGUUAAAUCCACAUCUCUCCAAAGGUUAUGCUUAUGUGGAGUUUGAGAAUCCAGAUGAUGCCGAAAAGGCGCUGAAGCAUAUGGAUGGAGGACAGAUUGAUGGUCAGGAGAUCACUGCUACAGCUGUACUGGCACCUCGGCCUAGGCCACCUCCCAGGCGCUUUAGCCCACCAAGGAGGAUGCUGCCACCACCACCAAUGUGGCGUAGGUCGCCACCUCGCAUGAGGAGAAGGUCCAGAUCUCCAAGACGCAGGUCCCCUGUUCGCCGACGGUCAAGAUCCAGAUCUCCAGGCCGAAGACGUCAUCGCAGCCGCUCCAGCUCAAACUCUUCACGAUAAAGCGAAAAAGACUGGACAGCUUUUUAUUUUUUAACUUAAAUCCCACCAGACUAAAUAUUGUACCUUUUUUAUAAUGGGCCUGGGUAAGGGGAAGUGAGAAAAUUGAAACCUGGCAGUGAAGGCAAACUAAGAGGAGGGGGUUUCCUGGCCAGUAGACAAUCUGUGUCUUGCAGCUUCUAGAUUCCAGGCAUUGAACCUAAAUGCUUUAAAUAUGGUUUUGGGUUGAAGGCUGCAAAUGUGGUAUAUUGUUUUCCACACAAGCUACCAGUAGGAAAGAUGAUGUAGCCUCUGCUCCUCUGAUCAGCAGGCUCCUGCUUCAUGAUUUCCGAAGGCUUAGCAUGCCAUGCAGAAAAAACUAAGUACUGGCCUAUUUUGGGAAUCCUAAAGCUGGCUACUACUAAGAGAAGGGCGGGGGUGGCGGCGGCUAUAUCCAUCUCAAGGCACCAGUGCAGACCUACAGAAGGGGUGGUACCCAAACACAGAAAUCUGCCUCAAACUUAAAUAUUCAGUUGUCAUUCUGCUCCUAUGCCCUGAAUAGUGAGCAUAAAUUUUUGUUUGCACAAAGAGGCAGGGUGCUGCAGACUUGCAUAACAUUAAAGAUGAUGUUUUUUGGCCAGUCCCACUGUAUGUCAUCUACUGCAUGUUAGAGAUAGGCCAGGAAUUGAAGGACUGUUUUGUAACUGCCCUCUUUAGAGAUCCCCUUGCACUUCCUGAAGGGUUUUGGUAUAGAUUUCACACACAAUCCUCUACCAAUUGGUGUAAAUGUUUCCACCUUUAGAAAACGCAAUACAAACUGGCAACAACAUAUCAAAACCCCACUUUACUGUAAUGAAAAGGGUGAGGUUUGAGACUAAUGCUGUUUGGAUUAAUUUGGGUAAUCUUGCAAAAGGCAAGUAAUUUACCAUCUAUUGUACAGUCAAUCUGCAACAUUUGAUUUUUUUAACUUUGUAGCAUCUUAGGUCAGGUUGUGUUUGUGUAGAAUGACCAUAUUGAAUAAACCCAUAGGGUUAAGAUUAAAGAAUAUUAAUUAGUUCA